This is a messenger RNA of Zootoca vivipara (common lizard), 3532 nucleotides long. It is a transcript of the gene WEE1, whose product is annotated as WEE1 G2 checkpoint kinase. The record is from RefSeq and is a predicted model, not a curated record. Gene Ontology annotation, molecular function: ATP binding; non-membrane spanning protein tyrosine kinase activity; magnesium ion binding. NCBI's taxonomy places the organism in Eukaryota, Metazoa, Chordata, Lepidosauria, Squamata, Lacertidae. Gene Ontology annotation, cellular component: nucleus; cytoplasm. Gene Ontology annotation, biological process: protein phosphorylation; mitotic cell cycle.
AGCCGCGGAGUCCGAACGGGCGAGUGUGCUGCUGCUGCUGCUGCUGCUGAUAGAGCCGGAGCUUCGUGGAGAAGCGCGCGGGCGAGGCACGAGUCGCGCGUCGUGUGAACGGGCAUUUCAGCGCAGGGAGGAGGAGGGAGGCGUGGUUUACUCCUGUCAGCGUCCCGUCUGAACAAGGGAAGGCCUCCCGCGGAUCUCGGCCAUGAGUUUCCUGAGCCUGCAGCAGCAGCCGGUCGCGGGGCCGCGGCGCCUGACGGCGCGUGGGACAGCGGCCCCGAUCCGGCAGAAGCUGCUUUUUUCGGGCGGCGGGAGCGACUGCGAGGAGGAAGAAGAGGAGGAAGAAGACUGCUACGAGGAGGAGGAGGAAGGUGGCAGCGGCAACAGCACCGGGGAAGACUCCGCUUUCCAGGAGGCCGACUCCCCGCUUUCCGUGAGCCAUACCCCGGCUCGGCGCAGGGAGCCGCCGCCGCCGCGAUCGCCCGAGGAGGUGGCGAUGGAACUGGCGCCUCCCGCGCUGCCGGGCGACGAGGGAGACUCGUGGGAAGAGGAGGGCUUCGGCUCCUCGUCCCCCGUGAAGUCGCCCGGAGCCUACUUCAUGGCCGGCUCGCCGCCGUUGAAAGGUCCCCGGGGCUGCUGCGGCCGAGCGUCGCCGCCGCGCUCCCAGGUGCUACCGUGCCGGGGCCACCAGGGUCCCGCUUCUGUGCUGCCCGAGUAUCCCGACACCCCGCCCCACAAGACUUUUCGCAAACUGCGCCUCUUCGACACCCCGCACACGCCGAAGAGUUUACUUUGUAGAGCUGAAGGAAUGGGAUCAAGUUCAGCUAAACUCCGAGGUGGAUCUCUCUUUAUGAAUGUUGGAAAACUAGUAAAACAGGAAUCUGAUGUGGGGCAAGCACCUCAUGUGAACAUUAAUCCCUUCACUCCAGACUCGCUCUUCCUUCAGUCAUCAGUUGGGCAGUGCCGUAGGAGAAAGAGAACACAUUGGAAUGACUCCUGUGGUGAAGAUAUGGAAGCAAGUGAUGGAGAGCCUGAAGAUGAAACUACAAGACCUGCCAAGCGGAUCAGCAUAACAGAAAGUAAUAUGAAAUCACGAUAUGCAACAGAAUUUCAUGAAUUGGAAAAGAUUGGAUCUGGAGAAUUUGGUUCAGUAUUCAAAUGUGUGAAAAGGCUUGAUGGUUGCAUCUAUGCAAUAAAGCGUUCUAAGAAACCCUUGGCUGGCUCAAUUGAUGAGCAAAAUGCUCUUAGAGAAGUCUAUGCUCAUGCAGUUUUGGGACAGCAUUCACAUGUAGUCAGAUAUUUCUCUGCCUGGGCAGAAGAUGAUCAUAUGCUUAUACAGAAUGAGUAUUGUAAUGGUGGAAGUUUAGCUGAUGCUAUAAGUGAAAACUAUAGAAGUAUGCGCUAUUUCAGUGAACCAGAAUUGAAAGAUUUGCUUCUACAAGUUGCCCGUGGUUUAAAGUAUAUUCAUUCAAUGUCCUUGGUGCACAUGGAUAUAAAGCCCAGUAAUAUCUUCAUAUCUAGGACUUCGAUUCCAACUACUAUAUCUGAGGAAGGUGAUGAUGAUGAAUGGUCAUCUAGCAGGGUUGUUUUCAAAAUAGGUGACCUUGGUCAUGUAACUAGAAUAUCUAGUCCACAAGUAGAAGAAGGAGAUAGUCGUUUCCUUGCCAAUGAAGUUUUACAAGAGAACUACAAUUACUUGCCAAAAGCAGAUAUUUUUGCUCUUGCAUUAACUGUGGUGUGUGCUGCUGGUGCCGAACCACUGCCAGCCAAUGGGGAUCAUUGGCAUGAAAUUCGACAAGGAAAACUCCCUAGAGUUCCACAGGUCCUUUGUCAAGAGCUAUUAGAGUUACUGAAGCUUAUGAUAAACCCUGAUCCAGAGAAAAGACCCUCAGCAGUAGCUCUAGUCAAGCAUUCUGCAUUGUUAUCUACUGCCAGAAAGAGUGCUGAACAACUACGAAUAGAACUGAAUGCUGAAAAGUUUAAAAACUCUUUGUUGCAGAAGGAACUUAAGAAAGCACAAAUGGCAAAAGCAGCAGCAGAAGAGCGAGCUCAAAUUACAGAUCGAAUGACAACUAGAUCUACAGCACAGACUAGAACAACUCGUCCUAAUGGAAAGAAAAUGAACCGUUCAGUUAGCCUGACAAUAUAUUGAAUUGGCUGUUCCAGAAAACUUUCAAGAAGAUUGUGGAAUAUUGCUGGACUAGUUAAGGAGAGGAAGAGGAUUCUGUUUCUUUAAAUCACUGUCACUGGUGUUAUAAAGAAGUCUUUUACCAUUUUAAUUUUGCCAAAUGCAGUUAAAUAACUGUAGAAUCCAGGCUUCCUAUGAGUGGCACUAUGCUCAUUGAGGUCUCUCACCACAGGAAGGAGCAAAUGUGAUUUUUCACCAACCCUCCCUCCCUCCCUGCAGCUCCUUGAAAAUCUGCUUCAGAGGAUAUAGGGACCCUCCAGAACAUUGUGGGAGGUGGUGGGGGAGCUGUGGGUGGAAUUGGAGAAAAUUUCUGCUUUUGUCCAGCAGAAGCCUCCAAUGGGUAUCAGGCUUUUCUGUGAAUGGAAGAAACUCUUCUGUUGCAGAAUGUCAAGUCUGGAUCUGACCCAAUGUGUCCUCCUGCUCCUUAAAGAAACCAGGACGCUAACUUUCAAGCCUUUUAGUUACACUGAGUUACCAUCCAAAGUUAACCACUAUAGUGGUUUGCUGCUUCUCAUUCUUAAUGCAUUUCAGGGGAAAGGCCUUUUCCUAGUAGUCUAAUGGGCUUUUUUUGGGUAAACUACUCAAUUUGGAAUGCAGGGAAGAAAUGACAUGGGAGAGGCCAAAGGCCAACAGGCUGAACCAUACCUGGUGUCAGGUAAACUAUUGUGAAUUUUACUUGUGUAUUCAACUUGGAGCACUUUGUUAGGCAUUGCGUAGACCACAGGAAAAAGCCUGUGGAAACAUGCCAUGUGAAACUGCUGCUAUUUUUAGUUUGUAUUUGCUGUCAAACUGUAGCAUUAAAACAAUCAUUGUGUUAGUGGGCUUUUAAAAAAAAAUUAUGUGAAAAAUAUCAAAGCUGCCCUGCUGAAAGGAGCUUCAUUCUCUGAAGCUAGUGUAUUGUGUACAGAGUCAGUGCACCAAUUUUAUAUUUGAAUUACAUUAUUAGUGUAAAUGUUUGUUUGUCAUUCUUUCUAAUAAAGUUCUCCAAAAGUUAAUUCCUCCCCUUCACCUCAUCUUCCCUCAAGUGUUAAUAUUUCAGUGUACCUGUUGGCAUAUUUUUAGAACUUGUAAAUAAGUAUACUGUUACCAUUUUCAAACUGAAUGUAUAAAAGUGUUAUAGUGUACAAUACCGAAAGCUGUAGUUUGAGACAUCAGAAGCUCCAGCUAAAAUCUAUUUCAAUUUUAGUUGCAAAAUUAAUAUAAUUGGCCCUCCUAAUGAUCUGUUCUGAUAUUGCCAAAAUCGAUGUUACAAAUUACAGGCUUUUUGGCUUAAACCAAUGUUUUCUAUUUGAAUGUUUAACUUUGUUCUUAAUUAGUAUUGAAUCAAUUAUUAAAGUGGCAUUUUGA